This is a messenger RNA of Aspergillus oryzae RIB40, 1737 nucleotides long. Its product is annotated as T6SS phospholipase effector Tle1-like catalytic domain-containing protein. Bases 1 to 1737 code for a protein of 578 amino acids. The record is from RefSeq and is a predicted model, not a curated record. The transcript has 2 exons. Lineage: Eukaryota; Fungi; Ascomycota; Eurotiomycetes; Eurotiales; Aspergillaceae.
AUGCAGGCUAAUAGAGCGCCAAGGCAGUUCGUUCUGUGCUUUGACGGCACGGGAAACAAAUUCUCCGGCAAUGAAUCUGACAGCAAUGUGCUCAAGAUCUUCAGAAUGCUUGAUCGCAGUGGCGGGGAUCAGUUCCACUAUUAUCAGCCCGGAAUUGGGACAUAUGUGACUUCGACCUCGCUGUCAAAUACCGGUCGUAUCCACAAAAUCCGGUCUGCCUAUCUCAAAGCCAAAGACGCCGCCAUAGGCUCCACCUUGGCGGAACAUGUCAUGGGAGGCUACAAGUUCCUCAUGAGAUACUACAGGCCGGGCGACGAUAUCUAUUUUUUCGGGUUUAGUCGUGGGGCAUAUGUCGCACGCUUUCUAGCGGAAAUGUUGGAUGAGAUCGGCCUUCUCGAGCCAGGUAACGAAGAACUCCUCCGGUUCGCUUGGAAGACAUUUGCCAAAUGGCAACAACGCCGACACAACGCAGAAGAAAAGGACAAUUUAUCCAGAUACAUGGAGGCGUUUCGAGAAACCUUUAGCCAGCCUGUGUCCCAGAUUCGCUUCUUGGGACUUUUUGAUACGGUCAACAGCGUGCCCCGCUUUGAGAAUGCAUGGAUGCAGCGCAGCAAGUUCCCCUAUACUGCUCGCACCAAAGCCAAGGUGAUUCGACAUGCUGUCAGUAUUGACGAGCGCCGGGCGAAGUUCCGGCAGGACCUGAUCGGAGAAGUAAGACCGCCCUGUCCGACGGGCCCGACCUCUCGACGACAACAGGUGCGAGAUCACCUUGCACGCCAUCACUUAUAUCUCCCACACGGCCCAGUCCACCACCACCGUCACCAUGAUAAAGGGCAGCAAAAGGGAACCAUGGGGGCUCAUGGUGCUCAGAAUGCCGAAAAGGCUGCAAAUGGUGGAAGGAAACAUACAGUGUAUCGGCCGCCGGCACGUCGUCUUCGAGAUGAUCACUCAGCGCAGUCUGUAGCGAGCGCUGCAGCUAGCUGUUCGUCACUGUCGCUUGAAGCCGAAGAGGAUGAAGAGCAGGAUAUUGAAGAGGUGUGGUUCCCCGGAUGCCACGCGGACAUCGGAGGAGGGUGGAAAUUGGAGGAUGGCGAGACGUAUGCUUUAAGUCACGCCCCACUCGUUUGGAUGGUAGAAAAGGCCCACGAGGCGGGUGUGAAGUUUAGCGUCAAGAAGAGGAAGGACUUUAACUGCUGGCAUGAUCCAGGGUGUAAGGCCCAGGGCCGAGAGCAGGACAGGGUUUCCCCAGAGAAUCACAUGAGCAACCCAGCCCCGAUUGUGAUUGCACCGGACGACACAGAUGAAAAGCCGGAUCUUUCUCACUUCGAACAUGUUCUGCGCAGAUCAAGUACGGACGGAAAGCUUCAUGAUUGCCUUCAAUUUCGUAAAGGGCUCCCAUGGACCUCGGUCCUAUCCUGGAAAGUGAUGGAGUAUAUGCCUUUCCGUCGCAUGGACUUACAAGACGAUGGUUCCUGGAAGCCCAUUCGCUGGCCCCUUCCUCGCGGUGAAGUGCGUGACAUCCCUAAUGAUGCAAAGAUCCACGUGUCAGCAAUCAAUCGUCUAAAGUUCAACCCAGAAUAUCGACCAGGGAAUUUAAUUAUUGGUGGCGGCGGCAGAGGUGUGAAGAUCGCGCCCAAGGAGUGUGGGAUUGAGGAUUGGGAGGUGGCCGCACACCACGGCUGUCCUAUACAGGAGACAUAUCUUCGCAAGCAAAUAUCCCACAUUGCUGCUGCUUGA